This is a messenger RNA of Triticum urartu, 1117 nucleotides long. RefSeq lists its product as uncharacterized. Lineage: Eukaryota; Viridiplantae; Streptophyta; Magnoliopsida; Poales; Poaceae. The record is from RefSeq and is a predicted model, not a curated record.
UGGGCAAAGCGGACCACACCCAGACCCAGACCGAAGACAAGGUGAGAGAGAAGCAAACCGCACGCCAAAAGGAGGGAGAGGGGCAACCGCGGAUCUCGCCCGCGCGCCCGCCGGCCCCCUCCGCCAUGUCCGCCGACGGCCCCGGCGCGGUCCGCCGCGCGCUGGACAGGGCCGGCGCGAGCCUCCGCACCGGCCGCCGCGCGCUCGCCCGCUUCGCGCCCCGCCCCUCGGCCUUCGCCCCGGCGCCCGACGCCGAGGCCGCGGCGGUCCGCGCCGUGCGCAACCUCCGCACCUUCCGCGUCCACUACGCCGUGAUCCAGUGGGCGCUGCUGCUCGCCUCCCUCGCCCCCCGCCACCGCGCCUCCAUGCUCUUCCUCAUGGCCGCCUCCAAGGGCCUGCUCCUCUACGGGGGCCUCCUCCGGGCCUUCCCCAACUCCGCGCUCCUCCGCCGCCUCCUCGACCGCCGCCUCGUCGCCGCCGUCUUCGUGGUCCUCGUCGUCGCCGACCUCGCGGCGGCUGAUGCCAUACCCAACCUCCUCUUCGCGCUCGCCGCCGGGGCCCCCGUCGUCGUGCUCCACGCCGCGUUCCGCGUCCGCGACGACCUCGAGCCCGUCGCCUCCGCCGACAGCGCCGGAGGGGAGGAGGCCACGGGGGUGGUGGUGGAGAAGAAGGAGGACGGCGACAUGGAGACGGGGCCGACGCGCCGCUCCGCCACGGCCGCCACCAAGUCCUAGGCAACAAGAUCUCGCCGCCCAUAUACAAGUACACCUUAGACAGACAAAGUGCUGGUAUUUCUUGAUCAAAUUCCAUUCUUUUUGGAGAGAUUUGGAGCUCACUACUACCUAGGAUGCAGCAGAAUGAAUCGAAAUUCGUUGUCUCUUCUUGUCUUAAUUAUGGCUUAGCAUUAGGAUCUUCCCCUGUUCCUUGUGUAUACACAAAUUUACUGCUACUGCUACUACUACUACUACAUUGUUACUCCAUAGAACAAAACUAGCAACUAACAAGAGAAUCAACUGGAGCAGCUCAUCUGACCAUUCCUUCCUAUAUGUAAUUCUGAUUGUGAUGACAGACAGAGAUAACACCGUGGCAUCGCAUCGCAUUGCAUUUGUUUCUAUGA